Molecule: messenger RNA, 3165 nt
Organism: Pongo pygmaeus (Bornean orangutan)
Lineage: Eukaryota; Metazoa; Chordata; Mammalia; Primates; Hominidae
Gene: LPL
Product: lipoprotein lipase
Exons: 10
Coding region: 190-1614 (474 amino acids)
Biological process (GO): very-low-density lipoprotein particle remodeling; lipid catabolic process
Molecular function (GO): apolipoprotein binding; lipoprotein lipase activity
Source: RefSeq, a predicted model, not a curated record
UGUCAGACUCGAUUCCCUCUCUUCUUCCUCCUCAAGGGAAAGCUGCCCACUUCUAGCUGCCCUGCCCUCCCCUUUAAAGGGCGACUUGCCCAGCGCCAGACCGCGGCUCCAGCCCUCUCCAGCCUCUGGCUCAGCGGGCUCAUCAGUCCGUCCGCGCCUUGCAGCUCCUCCAGAGGGACGCGCCCCGAGAUGGAGAGCAAAGCCCUGAUCGCGCUGGCCCUGGCCGUGUGGCUCCAGAGUCUGACCGCCUCCCGCGGAGGGGUGGCCGCCGCCGACCAAAGAAGAGAUUUUAUCGACAUCGAAAGUAAAUUUGCCCUAAGGACCCCUGAAGACACAGCUGAGGACACUUGCCACCUCAUUCCUGGAGUAACAGAAUCCGUGGCUACCUGUCACUUCAAUCACAGCAGCAAAACCUUCAUGGUGAUCCACGGCUGGACGGUAACAGGAAUGUAUGAGAGUUGGGUGCCAAAACUUGUGGCCGCCCUGUACAAGAGAGAACCAGACUCCAACGUCAUUGUGGUGGACUGGCUGUCACGGGCUCAGCAGCAUUACCCAGUGUCCGCGGGCUACACCAAACUGGUGGGACAGGAUGUGGCCCGGUUUAUCAACUGGAUGGAGGAGGAGUUUAACUACCCUCUGGACAAUGUCCAUCUCUUGGGAUACAGCCUUGGAGCCCAUGCUGCUGGCAUUGCAGGAAGUCUGACCAAUAAGAAAGUCAACAGAAUUACUGGCCUCGAUCCAGCUGGACCUAACUUUGAGUAUGCAGAAGCCCCAAGUCGCCUUUCUCCUGAUGAUGCAGAUUUUGUAGACGUCUUACACACAUUCACCAGAGGGUCCCCUGGCCGAAGCAUUGGAAUCCAGAAACCAGUUGGGCAUGUUGACAUUUACCCGAAUGGAGGUACUUUUCAGCCAGGAUGUAACAUUGGAGAAGCUAUCCGUGUGAUUGCAGAGAGAGGCCUUGGAGAUGUGGACCAGCUAGUGAAAUGCUCCCAUGAGCGCUCCAUUCAUCUCUUCAUCGACUCCCUGUUGAAUGAAGAAAAUCCAAGUAAGGCCUACAGGUGCAGUUCCAAGGAAGCCUUUGAGAAAGGGCUCUGCUUGAGUUGUAGAAAGAACCGCUGCAACAAUCUGGGCUAUGAGAUCAAUAAAGUCAGAGCCAAAAGAAGCAGCAAAAUGUACCUGAAGACUCGUUCUCAGAUGCCCUACAAAGUCUUCCAUUACCAAGUAAAGAUUCAUUUUUCUGGGACUGAGAGUGAAACCCAUACCAACCAGGCCUUUGAGAUUUCUCUGUAUGGCACCGUGGCCGAGAGUGAGAACAUCCCAUUCACUCUGCCUGAAGUUUCAACAAAUAAGACAUACUCCUUCCUAAUUUACACAGAGGUAGAUAUUGGAGAACUACUCAUGUUGAAGCUCAAAUGGAAGAGUGAUUCAUACUUUAGCUGGUCAGACUGGUGGAGCAGUCCCGGCUUUGCUAUUCAGAAGAUCAGAGUAAAAGCAGGAGAGACUCAGAAAAAGGUGAUCUUCUGUUCUAGGGAGAAAGUGUCUCAUUUGCAGAAAGGAAAGGCACCUGCGGUAUUUGUGAAAUGCCAUGACAAGUCUCUGAAUAAGUCAGGCUGAAACUGGGCGGAUCUACAGAACAAAGAACGGCACACGAAUUCUGUGAUGAAUGAAGUGAAGGAAGUAACUUUUACAAAACAUCCCCAGUGUUUGGGGUGUUUCAAAAGUGGAUUUUCCUGAAUAUUAAUCCCAGCCCUAUCCUUGUUAGUUAUUUUAGGAGACAGUCUCUAGCACUAAAAAGUGGCUAAUUCAAUUUGUGGGGUAUAGUGGCCAAAUAGCACAUCCUCCAACGUUAAAAGACGGUGGAUCAUGAAAAGCGCUGUUUUGUCCUUUGAGAAAGAAAUAAUUGUUUGGGCGCAGAGUAAAAUAAGGCUCCUUCAUGUGGUGUAUUGGGCCAUCGCCUAUAAUUGGUUAGAACCUCCUAUUUUAAUUGGAAUUCUGGAUCUUUCAGACUGAGGCCUUCUCAAAGUUUACUCCAAGUCUCCAAGAAUACAGAAAAUGCUUUUCCGCAGCAUGAAUCAGACUCAUCUACACAGCAGUAUGCAUGAUGUUUUAGAAUGAUUCCCUCUUGCUCUUGGAAUGUGGUCCAGAAGUCAACCAGGAACGUGUGACUUGGAGAGGGACAAAGAAAGGGUCUGAUAAACACAGAGGCUUUAAAGAGUCCCUACCAUUGGCUUGCAUCAUGACAAAGUUACAAAUUCAAGGAGAUAUAAAAUCUAGAUCAAUUAAUUCUUAAUAGGCUUUAUCGUUUAUUGCUUAAUCCCUCUCUCCCCCUUCUUUUUUGUCUCAAGAUUAUAUUAUAAUAAUGUUCUCUGGAUAGGUGUUGAAAAUGAGCCUAUAAUCUUCAGCUGACACAUAAUUUGAAUGGUGCAGAAAAAAAAGAUACCAUAAUUUUAUUAUUAGAUUCUCCAAAUGAUUUUCAUCAAUUUAAAAUCAUUCAAUAUCUGACAGUUACUCUUCAGUUUUAGGCUUACCUCGGUCAUGCUUCAGUUGUACUUCCAGUGCGUCUCUUUUGUUCCUGGCUUUGACACGAAAAGAUAGGUUUGAGUUCAAAUUUUGCAUUGUGUGAGCUUCUACAGAUUUUAGACAAGGACCGUUUUUACUAAGUGAAAGGGUGGAGAAGUUCCUGGGGUGGAUUCCUAAGCAGUGCUUGUAAACCAUCGCGUGCAAUGAGCCACAUGGAGUACCAUGAGGGUUGCUAUUUGUUGUUUUUAACAACUAAUCAAGAGUGAGUGAACAAUUAUUUAUAAACUAGAUCUCCUAUUUUUCAGAAUGCUCUUCUAUGUAUAAAUAUGAAAUGAUAAAGAUGUCAAAUAUCUCAGAGGCUACAGCUGGGAACCCGACUGUGAAAGUGUGUGAUAUCUGAACACAUACUAGAAAGCUCUGCAUGUGUGUUGUCCUUCAGCAUAAUUCGGAAGGGAAAACAGUCGAUCAAGGGAUGUAUUGGAACAUGUUGGAGUAGAAAUUGUUCCUGAUGUGCCAGAACUUUCACCCUUUCUCUGAGAGAGAUGAUCGUGCCUAUAAACAGUAGGACCAAUGUUGUGAUUAACAUCAUCAGGCUUGGAAUGAAUUCUCUCUAAAAAUAAAAUGAUGUAUGAUUUGUUGUUGGCA